UAAAAAUGAAAGAGCCGAGAAGGCAAAUUAAUAAUCGUCAACAUAGAAAACACUUUAUUGGAAAAAGAAGACAAUUUCGACCUAAUCGUCCUCCGAUCCCAAAUGACUUGAUUCGUGGAAAGCCUGAUAAUUUCCCUCCACAGUUGGACAUUCCUAAAGAGAAGUUAAAUGAAUAUGAAACUGGGGCUGAGCUUUUAAUUCCGGAAAAAGCAAGGACGAUAGUCGCCCAAAAACGUUUAACAAAAAAGAAGGGAAGAUUUUUUGAAAGAGUGGAGAGGGUUGCACGUGCUGAAAUUCUUGAUACUCAACAAGAAGGGUAUAUUGAAGCAGAUGAUGGGGUCCCUACAUGUAUGACCAAACAGGCUGAAAUUUGUGAUGCUGUGGAUAUUGCUAGUGCAACUAAACAUUUUUCGCUUGAUCUUCGUUUUGGACCAUACAAUCUUGACUACACUCUAAAUGGACGUUAUAUGUUGCUAGGUGGACGUAAAGGACAUGUAGCUGCUUUCGAUUGGAUGACUAAAGAUUUAAUAACUGAAAUUAAUGUAAUGGAAACUGUUCGGGAUAUUCAAUGGCUUCACACAGAAACAAUGUUUGCUGUAGCCCAAAAACGUUGGUUAAGAAUUUAUGACAGAAAUGGAACAGAAUUGCAUUGUAUAAAAUCGAUGUUUGAUAUUAGAAGAUUGGAGUUUCUGCCUAGGCAUUUUUUACUUGUUGGAUCGGUAUAUAAUAUUUUUUUAUUUAAUAGAAGUCAUGUCAUCGAAGCUUUUGAGCUUUCGGACCACACGUUAAAAUAG
Molecule: messenger RNA, 794 nt
Organism: Meloidogyne enterolobii
Lineage: Eukaryota; Metazoa; Nematoda; Chromadorea; Rhabditida; Meloidogynidae
Source: the annotation of a GenBank genome assembly